AUGAAAAAACUUUAGGAGUAUUAAGCUUCUAAGCAAGCUUACACAAACUAGUUAGAUGAUUCAUAUUCAAGCGGACAGCAAAACAAAAAUCAGCCUGAGCGAUUGAAAUCCUCUAAGAACGGUAGAAAGGUCGCUUACAAUUAGAAUAAUCCCUAGCACUAUUAAACUGCUCCAUAGAAUGGAGCGGCAAACAUGAACUAAGCAAACACCUCAAUGGGUCGCAUUAAUCCUAGUCUUCUUAAUAUAGCACCAGAUCAAGUCAAGAAGAGAUUGCUCAUGAAUAGACUUUAUGAUACAGGUGUAUCUAAUGUUCCAUUACCUUCUGUUGAAAGACCACUUGAAAAAAGAGCAAGUGCUAGACCAUAUUCUGCAAAAAUGGGGAAAAAAUAGAAAGACCCGACAUCUCCUGUGAAGAAGCGGUUAUAAGAAAUGAACAAUUCAUUCAAUGUUAACGAGACUUACCUCACUAAUCAUCCGGGCAACUUCACUAAUAUCAUGACCAAUGAUAAGUCAUUCAGCUAUAUAAGAUAGGAGAACAGUUUCCUAGAUUAAUACCCAAAGAGCAGAGGACUUGCUGGUGCCAUGGCAAAUACUAGCGGCUUAAAUGUUUCAGCUUCAGAUAUUCAAAUAUUAUAGGGUUCCAAUCCUUAUAUUUAAGAUGCCUCAUAAUCUUACGGAUAAUUGCCUUCUCUACAAUAAAAUCUAUCUAGAGGCAAAUCAGCAAUUAAUAUGCAGAGUAAAAUGAAUCAGCAAACAUUUUACAAUUCAAACACAAAUAAUAACAACAAUAAUAUUUAUGGACAGGAAGCACUAGGAUCAACUAAGGGACUUAAUAACUAAAGUUCAGCUAAUCUUCAAAAUCCUCAUUAUUCUCACAUAGCACAUUCAAUUACAGGAAUGACAACAAUGACUCCUUUGAGACCUUCUUAAUCUACUUAAAGAAAGACUAUCCAUAAAGAUUUUUUUACAGCCAAACUUAUGAUGAGCAAACCAAAAGCAGACUAUGAGCCUUUAUAAGCUAAAUAAUAGGAAAAGAUGACAAAGAUCAAGGAUAUUCUGUACAAGCAACAGAUUCAGCAGUAAAUAUAAUAGAGUGAGAAUAUGCAGAGAGAUCCAACCUUGAUUCAAUUCAAUGACUUGAGUACUUUUUCUCAGAAGAAAUUUGAAAGAGCGAGAUCAAAGUAUCUCCUAGACAAGUUAACUGGGAAACUUAACAAUCCUGACUAUUUCUUAUAGCUAUCAAGAUCAAUGGCUGAGAUGUAUGGAACAGACACUGACGAAUUUCUUGCUUAAUUGCAUGCAAAGAGUCAUUUAGACGGGGCUGAUCAAAAUAAAAUGAGCAAAAUCAAUAUAAUGGGAGGGGAAUCAAUAAACAGAACUGAUGAAGAUUAAAAUGAUUAGCAAUACAAUCAACAGAAUAACAAAGAUUUCUUAAGACCAGAAGUAGAUAAACAGGCCACCAAUUAAACUAAGUCUAAAAAGAGUUGGAGUGAGCUAGAUAAGUACAUUGAGUUACUUUUGGAUAGUAAAUAAACUGAUCAAUCAGUCUUUGUCUAUCUAAAUCCAAAUGCAAAUGGAAACCCUUAUGAUCUUUAAGUAUGUCAGUAUCAUGACAGGAGUGAGCAAAAAUAUUACACCUUAUCAGCCAAGGGAAUAACCUUGUACUUAAACGAAUCUCCUGUUGAAUUCAUUACUCUUGGAGAUUGGCUCAUUGAGAGAGAUUCUUAUAAUCACAUUAAAGAGUUGUCGUUCUUUAAGAAAUUUAAGAGAUGGAAGUUCUUAAGAAUGUGGAGGAAAAACAUUUUAUCUCACAAGAGAGCGAAAGCCAGAAGAAUGCUUGAGGAGAAACUUUUUAUUUUGGACGAUAUCUUUAGGCCAAAACUACUUAAUCACAAGAGUUUCUGUAACGAGAUGCAAAAGAUGAGAUUCAUUGAUGUUUCAAAAUCUUUGGAUUGUGUCACUAUUGAGGAAUUUGCUUCUAUUCAGUAGAAGUAAAAGACAUUGGUGUCUGAGAAGAUUCAAACUUACUCUGAAAAAUGCAGAGUUAAUGUUAAGCAAGCAAUAGACAACAUGUUGAGUGAAUUAAGAGAGAGAAUCAUAUCAGAGUUAGCUUUGGAUGAAGAAUAAAGGAAAAAUAAUCCUUCAUCUGCUUUGAACUAAGUUAAUGCUACAGCUGCAGCAAUGAAGAGAAAGAAGUCCAAUUCAGUCUUUGAAAAUCUUGGUUUCCCUGACCACAUGACUUAUGGUCACAGAUCUAAUCUCAGAAAGGAAUGCUCGAGAUUUCUAAGGUUUGCCUACUUAAUUGAUUUCUUAGCAAUGGAGAGCUUGAGCAACAUUUAUAUUGACUCAGUAAGGGAAAUUAUUGGUAAACUUUAGAGACUAGAUCAAUCAAAUAACUCUGCUUUAACUGAACAUGAUAUGUAUCAGCACAAGGGUAUGGAACCGAUGUUCAAAGUCUCAAUUAUAUUUGAUCCAGAGAAUCCAGUUCCAGAUAGUGAGAUCUAGCUUGUGAAACCAGAUGAUUUCAAGCAACCUCCUCAUGGACAUUCAAAAGACGAAGACUUUGAUCCCACUGUUCAUUUAGAAUUAGAGCCCGAGAAAGAAGAAGGAGAAGAGGAUGAAGACGAAGAUGUGGAAAAUAUGAGUUUCGAUUCAGAUGGUAAUGUCAAGAAGAAAGCUCCAAAAGUCAUGAAAUAAGUAGCAUUGACACUUUACAGAAGAUGGCUUUUUAUCGAUCCAAGUAGAGAUGAUAUUCUAACAAUGGUCUAAAAUGUACUAGCCUAGGGUCUAGAAUCACUCUAAGUAUUUGAAAGAUGGAGCAAGCAUGACGAACUUACUCCAUAUGCAAAUGCUCUUGAGGAAUGGGAUGAUAUGGUGGGUGAUGAUUGGGAGGCUCCUGAGAAAAACUAUUUGAAUCCAUAUGAUUGGAUCAAGGAAGAUGAGUUAUACGGCAACCAAAAUAUGAUCAUUGAGUAGAUUCUUGACUCAGCUUACGUUAAGGCUCAAGAUUUCCUGGAAAAUCUCUAAAGUUAUUUACAUACAUACUGGUCUAAUGAAAGAAUCAAUUUUGAAUUGCUUAUAGACGAAAAAUUAAGGUAGCCUACAGAUAUGCUUAUUCAUACAACCAAGCUAUUUAAACUGCAAAAAGACAAUUUUGAGGAAAUUCCCCAAGUGGCAUUUAGAGGUCUAUUAAAACUCGAUAAUACAAAGACGAGAGAAAUGCUGAUUCCAUCUCCUAAAAAGUGCUUAACAAGGAUAGAGAUGAUUGUACCCGACACAAUUAGAAAAAGAACUGAUGAAAUGAGAAGAUGGCUUACUGCUGCAAUCAAAUCUCUUAACAAGCAAGCUACAACUGUUGAGGACUUCGUGGAGCAAAGCAACUCCUUGAAUAAAGUGUAGGAGUAAUUCUAAGAUGUCAGAGAUAGAGUAGAUCUUUAUGGAAUGUACUAUAACAUUUUCCACGAGUAUACAAUUGCUUUUAAGAAAGAAGAUAAAGAUUCCCAUAAUGAUGCAGUUACUGAUAUUUCUAAGCUCAAUAACUUAAUAGCUUCAGUUGAAAGUUCUUAGAAUUCCAACUUAGACAUCUUCAGAAAAAGUCUUGACGAAUAGAUUCCAAAGUUAAAUCAGCAAAUUAACGAUUGCUUAGCUUAGACAGAGGAAGAUAUAUUCUUGUCAAACAAAGUUAGCAUGUAUGACAUUUUGAGAAAGCUUGAUGUCUUGGAAACAACUUUCAAAGAAUUAGAAACUACAGCAAUGAAGUAUAACAAUUACUAAGAGACCCUCCAAGUAUAAGCAACUAACUUUGAAAAUCUUGAAAACCUCAGAGAGCAACUUACUUUAAGAUGCAUGAUGUGGAGAUCCUUAAGAGAAUGGGAGGAAAAGACAGAGGGUUGGAUCAAAGAGAAGUUCAACAACAUAAAUGCUAAGGAAAUUCAGGGCAAGGCUGAUCAGUUCUCUAAAAUAUGCAACAGAGUAGAAAAGAAUCUUCCACCUAACCCUAUUGCUUAAAGACUGAAGCAUCAAGUAGAUACAUUUAAAGCAGCAAUGCCAGUGGUUAUAGCUUUGAGAAAUGAUAAUUUGAAAUAAGAACACUGGAAAGAAAUCAAGGAUUUAAUUGGAAAUGAUUUCGAUAUUGAGGCUGAAGAUUUCACUCUGGAAUCCCUCAUCAGAUUAAAUGCCUAAUAGUAUUAGGAAGAAAUUCAAGCAGUAUCAGCCUAAGCAACUGCAGAGGCAUCAUUAAGAGCGUAAAUGGCAAUAAUUGAAGAAGUUUGGAAAAAAGUAGACUUUAAAUCUAAGAUUUAUAAGGAAGGUACAAAAGAUACCUCAUACAUUCUUGAAGACAUAGAUGAUAUUUACACAACACUGGAUGAGAGCAUGGCAACUGUAAACACUAUUCUUGGGUCAAGAUAUGUCAAGCCUUUAAGAUCAGAGGCUGAAGUCUGGAAGAAGAACCUCUAACUCUUAUCAAAAGUGCUCGACAAUUGGAUCUUCCUUCAAAAGUAAUGGAUGUAUCUUGAGAACAUUUUUACUUCAGGAGACAUAAGAAAGUAACUUCUUAACGAAGCUUAGAAAUUUGAUCACGUAGAUAAAUUCUUUAAACAGCUAAUGCAGAGAGUCCACAAAUCUCCGAAUGUAAUGAGGACUUUAAAAUAUGUAAACAACUUGAAUGAAACCUUGGUGAAUAACAAUGAGAUUCUAGAAGAAAUUCAGAAGCAAUUAGAAAAGUAUCUUGAGACUAAAAGAUAAGCCUUCCCAAGAUUUUAUUUCCUAUCAAAUGAUGAGCUCUUAGAAAUUCUCGCUAAGUCUAAUGAUCUAGAAGUCAUUCAAUAAAAUCUAAGAACAUGUUUUGAUAAUAUCUUCAGACUCGACAUCAAAGAGGGCAUAGAUAUUAUGGCUAUGAUAUCUGGAGAAGGAGAGAAGAUUGCCUUGGCUAAAACAGUCAAAGCAAGAAACUAAGUUGAGACUUGGUUGCUUCAAGUGCAGAUGAUAAUGGUUGAAACAAUUCAUAAGAUUAUGAAAUUCGGUCUUUAAGACUACUCAAAUACUGCUAACAUGGAGAGAAAGCUUUGGGUUAUGAAACAUCCGGGCUAGGUAGUCUCCACCAUUUCACAAAUUCUUUGGUGCACUUCUUCUGAAUCAUAUAUCAAUGAUAUGAUAGAUAAUCCAUUUGCUCUACAAGAUUGGUAUCAGGUUAAUGUAGUACAGCUAACUCAACUCAUUGAGCUUGUAAGAGGAAACCUAGACUCUAUCAGAAGAAAAAUUAUAGUUGCAUUGAUUACUUGCGAUGUACAUGCAAGAGACAUAGUAGAAAGCUUAAUGAAAGAAAAUGUUUCCUCUGUUCAAGAUUUCCUCUGGUAGUAGCAGCUUAGAUAUUAUUGGGAUGAGGAUAAGGAUUAAUGUAUGGUAAGGCAGGUUAAUGCUGCAUUCUAAUACGGCUAUGAAUAUAUGGGAGCAACAAGCAGACUCGUUAUCACACCUCUUACAGAUAGAUGUUGGAUUACAAUUACAGGUGCAUUAAAUAUAAAAUUGGGGGCAGCUCCAGCUGGACCUGCUGGUACUGGUAAGACUGAGAGUACCAAGGAUCUUGCAAAAGGUCUCGGAAUGCAAUGUGUUGUCUUCAACUGUUCAGAAUAGAUCACUUAUGUCAUGAUGGGAAGAUUGUUUUCAGGACUUUCCUAAACAGGCGCUUGGGCUUGCUUGGAUGAGUUCAACAGAAUUGAUAUUGAAGUACUCUCAGUUAUUGCUUAGUAACUAAUGACAAUCAAAAGAGCCUUAUAAGCCUAUGAGGAGUAGCCUACAUUCCUCUUUGAAGAUAAUGUCAUUCCUUUAGUACCAACAUGUGGUGUAUUUAUUACUAUGAAUCCUGGGUAUGCUGGAAGAACUGAACUUCCUGAUAACUUGAAAGUCCUAUUCAGACCAGUGUCUAUGAUGAUCCCUAACUAUAGGCUCAUUGCAGAAAUCAUGCUUUUCGCUGAGGGAUUCUAGAAUGCGAGACCUCUUUCUCAAAAGAUGGUCCAAUUAUAUAAACUAUCCAGCGAGCAGUUAUCAUAACAAGAUCAUUAUGACUUCGGUAUGAGAGCUGUCAAAUCAGUCUUGGUCAUGGCUGGUUCGUUGAAAAGAGCGUAAAAGGAUUUAGAUGAAGAUAUUGUGCUUAUCAGAGCAAUGAGAGAUAGUAACGUGCCUAAAUUCUUAAAAGAUGAUCUACCCCUAUUCUCUGCUCUUAUCUAAGAUCUUUUCCCAUCAGCUGUAAUUCCUGAUGUGUCAUUUGAGGAAUUAGAGAAUUAAAUAGCAGAAACAAUACAUUCUCGAGGACUCUAGCCUGUUCCAGCAUUCAUUACUAAAGUUGUUCAGCUUUUUGAUACAUUUGAUGUUAGAUUUGGAGUUAUGAUAGUUGGUCCAACUGGAGGAGGUAAAACUUCAUCUUAUGAUGUUCUUGCUGAUGCAAUGACUACACUUAGAAAAGACAAGCAUUCUAAAGACCAAAGAUAUCAAGUAGUUAGAAAAGAAGUGUUAAACCCAAAGUCUAUAUCAAUGGGAGAAUUGUAUGGAGAAGUCAAUCCGAUUUCAUAGGAAUGGAGAGAUGGACUUGCAAGUAAAAUUAUGAGAGAAGCUGCUUUGGAAAACAAAGAGGAUAAGACUUGGGUUGUCUUUGAUGGUCCAGUAGAUGCUCUUUGGAUUGAAAAUAUGAAUACUGUUCUUGAUGAUAACAUGACUCUUUGCCUGGCUAAUGGCUAGAGAAUUAAACUGAGAGCUCAAAUGAGAAUGCUCUUUGAGGUAUAAGAUUUAUCAGUAGCUUCUCCUGCUACUGUUUCACGUUGUGGUAUGGUUUACAUGACUCCAGAGGAAUUAGGAUGGAAACCUUAUGUUGAUAGUUGGAUUCCAAGAAUUUACCCAGAUGACUCAAUCCUGCUUGAUGAACAUAAGGCAGUCUUGCAUAGUCUCUUCGAAACCACAGUUGAGAUAGGACUAGAAAAAAUUAGAAAUCUUAAACUUGUAGAGUAUAUUAAGACUGUUGAGAUUCAAAGAGUAGCCAGUCUGUGCAACUUCCUUGAAGUUAUGCUUACACCUUAAUACGGAUUCAAAGGAGACAAAGAGGAGAAGAAAAAGAUUCUACCCUUCUAUUUCACAUUUGCUUAUAUCUGGGGUAUCGGAGGCGGUCUUGAUGGCUAUGGAUAAGAAAGAUUUGAUGAUGUCGUGAGAGAGCAGUUCAAAGCCUGCGCUAUUCCUCAGAAUAACACUUGCUUCGAGUAUUAUCUUGAAACCAAGAAGGAGACAAGAUUCCAGCCAUGGACUAAUAAAAUGGAAGAAUUUGUGUAUGAUAAGGAUAUACCAUAUUUCUAGAUGCUUGUUCCAACAGUUGAUACCUAAAGGUGCGCAUAUUGUCUAGAAUUACUAUUAGAGAAGGAAAAGCCUAUACUUUUCACUGGAGUAACAGGAGUUGGUAAAUCUGUCAUCAUCUUGAAUCUCCUUUCAAGUAUCUAAGAACCAAAGAAUAUCAAUCCAGUAUUCCUAAAUUUUUCUGCUCAAACAUCUUCGAUCAGAACUUAAAAGACUAUUGAGGACAAAAUCGAAAGAAAGAGAAAGGGACUUUAUGGUGCACCUCCUGGCAAAAAACUUGCCAUCUUUGUUGAUGAUGUAAAUAUGCCAGCAGUUGAAAAGUAUGGAGCUCAGCCACCAAUAGAAUUACUGAGACUUUUUGUAGAUAGAAAGGGUCUAUACGAUAGAGAAACUCUUGAAUGGAAAAGAGUGGAGGAUACCACUCUUAUAGCAGCUGGUGCAAGACCAGGUGGAGGUAGAAAUGAUCUUACUCUAAGAUUUACGAGACAUUUCAAUGUCUUCAAUAUUCCAGAAGGAAGCAGAGCAACUCUGCAAAGGAUAUUCGGUUCUAUAUUAAAUGGAUUUUUGAAAGUGGGUUUUAUGGAACCUAUUUAAAAACUUGGGGACGGAGCUGUAAUGGCUACUAUUGAAGUAUAUCAAAAAAUUAUAGAAGAAAAAAGACCAACUCCAGCUAAGUUCCAUUACUUAUUUAAUCUAAGAGAUGUAAGUAAAGUAUUCCAAGGCAUGCUGAUGGUAAAACCUAUUUCAAUAAACUCUCCUGAGGUAUUUGCCAAACUAUGGAUGCAUGAAUGUCUAAGAGUCUUCCAUGAUAGAUUAAUCAAUGAUGAAGAUAAGAAAUGGUUCACAAGAAUGGUUUGUGAGCUUUCGAAUGUUUAUUUCAGAGCUAGGUUCGAGCAUGAUGACUUAUUUUUAAAUGGGCACUUGCUAUUUGGAGAUCUUUUGAAACUAGAUUCAUCUAAGAACUAUGAAGAGAUAAAGGAUGCCAAUAAACUUAAAUCAACUCUCAUAGAAUUCCUUGACGAUUAUAACAUUUCAGCAACUCGAAAAAUGAAUUUGGUUUUCUUUGAGGAUGCUAUUGAGCAUAUCAUAAGAGUAGCAAGAGUACUUAGACAGCCAAGAGGUAAUAUGAUGCUAAUUGGAGUAGGUGGUUCAGGCAAGCAAUCACUAACCAAAUUAUCAUGUCAUAUGCUUGGGUACUAAGGCAGAUAAGUAGAAAUUACUAAGAAUUUUGGUACUGAAUAAUUUAGGGAUUUCUUAAAAGAACUGAUGUUUGGAGCUGGAAUUGAUGGAAUAUCAAUAUGUCUAGUUUUAACUGAUACUCAAAUAGUUAAAGAAACUUUCUUGGAAGACAUCAACAACCUAUUAAAUACUGGUGAUAUUCCUAACCUUUUCUUGCCAGAAGAUUAUGAUAAAAUAAUCAACUCUGUGAGACCAAUAGUGAUUGAGAUGAAGAGAGUUGAUACUCAAGAUAAUAUAUUGAUGACCUUCAAUGAAAGGGUCAGAGAAAAAUUACAUAUUACAUUGUGUAUGUCACCAGUUGGUGAUUCUUUGAGAGUAAGAUGUAGAAAGUUCCCAUCUCUCGUCAAUUGCUGUACUUUAAAUUGGUUUGAUAGAUGGCCCUAGCAAGCACUUCUCUAUGUCUCAUCAGAAUUCUUAAAAGAAGUUGAAGUUUCAAAUGAAUCAGUAAAAAGAAAUCUAGCUGAAAUGUGUAUGAUGAUACACACAACUGUAGAGGAAAAGGCUUAAGAAUUUUAUGAGAAAUUAAGAAGAAGAGUUUACACAACACCGAAAUCAUACCUCGAUCUGAUUCAUCUGUAUGUUUCCUCCCUUGAGUAAAAGAGAGAAGAGUAAAUGAAAAAUAAGAGAAGGUUGGCUCUUGGUCUGCAAAAACUUAAAGAUACGAAUGCUAACAUCGCUGAUUUUAAGAUAAAGAUUGAAGAUCUUUAACCACAGUUAAAAGCUAAAAAUGAACAAAUAUUAGAGGCUUUGGUCCAAGUCGAAAAAGACUCUAAAAUCGCUAAUGAGGUCGAGAAAGUAGCCUCAGAAGAAGCUAAAAUUGUCAAUGCUAAAAAGAUGGAAGCUUAAGCUAUUGCUGAAGAUGCUGAAAGAGAUCUUAGUGCUGCCAAGCCAGAAUUAGAAGCUGCAAGAUAAGCAGUUAGUAAUCUUGAUAAAGCAUCAAUUGUAGAAAUUAAAUCUAUGCCUAAUCCUCCAAAGGCUGUACUUAUGGUGAUGGAAUCUAUUAUGCUUUUGCUUGGAGAGAAACAAGAUUGGGCUUCUAUAAGAUAAUGUCUAAAUGAAACAAAUACUUUUAUUGAUAGACUGAAAAACUUUGAUGUGAUGAAGACACCAGAAUCAGUCUUUGAAAAGUGUCGGAAAAAUUUCCUUUCUAAACCUGAGUUUGAUGUUGGAGAGGUAAGAAAAAAGUCAGUGGCAGCUUCAUUUAUGGCAACUUGGGUGAAAGCAGUCAAUAAUUAUCAAAAGGUCGUCAAAGUUGUAGAGCCAAAGUAAAGAAGAUACAAUGAAGUAAAAGCAAAUUUAGACCAAGCUGAGAGUGAAUUAGCUAUAAAGAUGGCUGAGGUUCAAAAAGUUAGAGAUAAAGUUGCUCUUCUCUAGCAAAAAUGCCAAGAAAUGGAAAAUGAAAAAUAAAGAUUAGCAGAAGAAAUGGAAAGAUGCGAAAAGCGUAUGGGUAGAGCAGAAAAGCUAUUAGUUCUGCUUUUGGAUGAAGGUGUAAGAUGGAAGGAAACUGUCGAGAGAAUGGAUAUUGAAAUGGAAAAACUUGUAGGAAACGUGUUUAUAUCUUGUGGCUGUAUUUCUUACUAUGGUGCAUUCACUGGUUUAUACAGAGAAUAAAUGGUCAAAAUGUGGAGAGAAGAGUGUAUCAAGAGAAAGAUACCAAUUAGUGAGGACUACAAUAUUAUUAAAGUAAUGGGGAACCCUGUAGUCAUAAGAGAUUGGAAUCAGAAAGGAUUACCAACAGACACAGUCUCAAUAGAAAAUGGAAUUUUAUCUACUAAGGGUUCAAGAUGGCCUUUGCUUAUUGAUCCUUAGCAGUAAGGUAAUAAAUGGAUUAAGAACCUUGAGAAGGAAAAUGAUGCAUUUAUAUUAAGGCUUAGUACACCAAACCUGUAAAGAACUCUGGGAAUGGCAACAUCAAGUGGAAGACCAGUCCUUAUCGAAGAUAUCGAGGAGUUUUUGGAUCCUGGACUUGAUCCUAUCUUACUAAAAUCAGCCUAUAAAACUGAUGGAGGUAUAAUGCAAAUACGUAUUGGUGAUUAAGUAUAUGACUACGAUGAAAACUUUAGAUUCUACAUCACUACUAAGAUGCCUAAUCCACAUUAUCUACCUGAAAUUUUCAUUAAAAUGACAAUCAUUAAUUUCACCGUGACCUUUAUGGGUCUAGAAGAUCAAUUACUGGGAGAUGUAGUCGUUUAAGAAAAGCCUGAAGUUGAGAAAAAGAGAGAUGAGAUUGUAGUGAGUAUGGAUAGAGACAAAAAUACUUUGGUUAGCAUAGAAGAUUCUAUCCUGAAACUUUUAGCAGAAUCAACCGAAGAACAGAUUCUUGAUUAAGAUGACCUCAUCAUCAUUCUUGAAAAUUCAAAGAAAACUUCAGCCGAUAUUACUAAGAGAUUGGGUGAUGCUGCAAUAGUUGAAGAGUAGAUAAAUGAAACAAGAAACUAAUAUAGAUCGGUUGCCACCCGUGGUAGCAUCCUCUAUUUUGUAAUAGCAGAUUUAGCUGGUAUUGAUCCUAUGUAUCAAUACUCUUUGGUAUAUGUUAAGAGAUUAUUUAACUCUGCCAUUAUGAAGAGUCCUUAGUAGCCUACUUUAGAAGAUAGGCUCAAAUUACUGAUUGAUCGAAUAACUGAAACAUUAUACAUAGACAUUUCAAGAGGUCUAUUUGUUGCUCAUAAAGUCCUAUUUUCUUUCUUGAUUUGCACAAGCAUCAAUAGAAAUUCAUAGAAGAUCAAUGAAUUAUUAUGGAGUACUUUACUAAGAGGAGCUGGAGUUAUGAAUAAACAACAUUAACCAGAAAAUCCGAUGCCUAGCAUCUUGACCUAAAAUGGUUGGGACUUAGCUUAUUAUCUUCAAAUAAUAUUCCCAACCAAAUUUGACAAGCUCUGUGAUCAUAUCAUUGACAAUAUUGGCUAAUGGGAGGACUAUUGUGCUACUAACGAUCCUUAGUUAGAACCAUUACCAGAGCCAUUAAAUGAUGCUUUAGAUAAAUUUGACAAACUUUUGAUUUUGAAAGUGUUUAGACCUGAAAAGCUAAUGUUUGCCUUUACUGACUAUGUAAGAGACGAUCUUGGAAGGAUGUUCAUUGAAAACUAGGCAGUUACAAUGGAGACCAUAUAUUAAGAUAGUGAUAGAAGGACACCUGUCAUCUUUAUUUUGUCAACAGGAGCCGAUCCAACUACAUCACUAUAUAAAUUCGCAAAAGAUAAAGACUUUGAUAAUAAAAUCUAAGGAAUAUCAUUGGGUUAAGGGUAAGGAAUUAAAGCCGAAAGACUUAUUGAUAUGGCUAAGCAUCAAGGGGAGUGGAUUUUACUUUAAAAUUGUCAUUUAGCCAAAUCUUGGAUGCCAAGCCUGGAAAAUAUAGUUUAAGUGCUAUAGGAAGAGGUUGUUCAUAAAGAUUUCAGAUUGUUCCUAACAUCAAUGCCAGCUGAAUACUUCCCUGUUUCAGUUUUAUAAAACGGUGUGAAAUUGACAACCGAACCCCCAAGAGGGUUAAGAGCAAAUCUUAUGAAGAGCUUUUAGGAUUUAAAUCCUGAUUAAUUUGAGAAUUCUAAGAAGGUAAAAGAGUGGUAGAAACUUGUCUUUGGUUUAUGCUUCUUCCAUGCUAUUAUUCAAGAAAGAAGAAAGUUUGGUCCUUUAGGUUGGAAUAUUAGAUAUGAGUUUAACAACAGUGAUCUUGAGACUUCAAUUACCAAUCUAAAUAUGUUCCUAGAGGAGUAAGAAGAAAUUCCCUGGGACGCUCUACUCUAUGUUACAGGUCAUAUCAACUACGGUGGCAGAGUCACUGAUGAUUGGGAUAGAGUUUGCCUUAUUUCUAUACUCAAAAAGUAUUAUACUCAAGAUAUAUUGGAAGAUGGAUACAUGCUGAGUCAAUCAGGGACUUAUUUCGUGCCAGAAGUAGGAACACUUCAAACCUUCAAGCAAUAUAUAUCGGAGCUUCCAAUUAUAGAUUCACCAGAAGUAUUUGGACUGCAUGAAAAUGCUAAUAUAACAUAUCAAGCUUAAGAAAGUGAUAAGAUUAUAAUGACUAUUCUAUCAAUACAACCUAGAAUAACUUCUGGAGCUGGAGGCAAAAGCUAAGAUGAAAUUGUGAAUGAAUUAGCUAUUGAUUUAGAGAAUCAAUUACCGAAUCUACUGGAUAAGGCUAAUGCUAAGAAAGAUUUAUUUAAGGCGAAUGAAAAAGGACUGAUGGAGAGUUUAUCUACUGUUUUGCUUUAAGAAGUUGCUAGAUUUAAUCGCUUGCUAAUUGUAAUGAGAGCUUCUUUAGAAGAACUAUAAAAAGCAAUCAAGGGUUUAGUUGUAAUGUCAUCUGAAUUAGAUAGUAUGUACCUGAGUAUGCUAAACAGCUAGGUUCCUGCAAACUGGGAGAAAGUUGCAUAUCCUUCUUUAAAGCCAUUAAUGUCUUGGUUCAGAGACCUAUUAGAAAGAGUUGAGUUUAUGGAUAAUUGGCUUACUUAAGGCUAACCACCUUGCUUCUGGAUUUCUGGUUUCUUCUUCCCCUAAGGAUUUAUGACUGGAGUCUUAUAGACUCACUCUAGAAAACACAGAGUUGCUAUAGAUCAACUUAAUUUCACAUUCAAAGUAUUAGAAAACGACUAUGAUCAGAUUUAAGAUCCUCCAAAAGAUGGUGUAUUUAUUUAUGGACUUUACAUGGAUGGAGCAAGAUGGGAUAGAGUAGAAAGGACUAUAGAGGAUCAAUAUCCAGGUGAAAUGUACAGUCCAAUGCCAGUUAUUCUGUUCAAACCUAUAGAUAACUAUUAGUAGAAUUAAGAGGAUUAUCAGUGUCCGAUUUAUAAGACAAGUGUACGUGCUGGUGUUUUAUCCACUACAGGUCAAUCUACUAACUAUAUAUUAGCUGUAGAUUUGCCUACUAGGGAAACGCCAUCUUAUUGGACUCUAAAAGGUACUGCUUUGCUAUGCUAGCUCAACGAUUGA
Stylonychia lemnae is the source of this 13503-nucleotide messenger RNA. The record is from the annotation of a GenBank genome assembly. Lineage: Eukaryota; Ciliophora; Spirotrichea; Sporadotrichida; Oxytrichidae.